AUGGCACCAAACGAGCAAGAGAGUCCACACCGCGCCCGCGCCGACUCUGUCAUCGAGCUGAACGGCCUCUCCACAUCACCACAACCAGCACCGCCGCCAGUCACCGAUGCCGGUGCCGCUGCCGCACCUCCAGACAUCGAAGCAGUGCCACUUGAGGCGGGCGCUGGCGCUCCGCAGCGCCACUACCACAUCCCGCACUGGGUCUUCCAGCCCACUCUGCUCUUCCUGCUCGUGUGCUUGAUCGCGGCACUCAUCUACGCGUCAUGCACGUAUCUCAAGAAAGGGCAUGAAACGCCGGGAGGACACAACAGGACUAAUGCCACGAGUACGACUACCGCGGGAAUGGCGACGUUGAUAUGA
Molecule: messenger RNA, 360 nt
Organism: Fulvia fulva
Lineage: Eukaryota; Fungi; Ascomycota; Dothideomycetes; Mycosphaerellales; Mycosphaerellaceae
Exons: 1
Coding region: 1-360 (119 amino acids)
Source: RefSeq, a predicted model, not a curated record